GCGAUCGAACAUCACAUCUGCGGCCGUCUGGUCGGAUUGACUGCUUUUUUCAACCUCAAUCUCUUCCGGCUCGGGACUCACUCUGUCAAAUCUACGGACUCGGAUCUCAUCAAUCACCCACACAAAAAUGCCGCCUCCGCUCUCGCGGCCGUCAAUAAGCGGCCUCCAAGCCGCCCUUUCCUCAUGUCGAAUCUCGACGACCACAACCAAGACCAGGACAUCAACAACAACCUCGGCCUCCUGCGCCUCCUCAACCUCGCCAUGGCGAGCAUCAUUUAGCACCACCUCCACGCCCUUUGCUGCCUCCAGCGGCGUUACCCGCGUGCCUCCACAGUCGCCCAAAUACAUCCAGCUACCCGAACCACCGCAGUCAUCCGAGUCGAAACCCCCCCGCGUCCGUGGCCACCUGCCCGUGCCGCGCAAGAUCUUCCGCGCAAGCGACGGGCACCUCAAAGUCCAAUCCGGCUACGUCGAGCGCAUCAUGCCUUUGUCAGCCGCCGAAAAGGCCGGGGCCCCGCCAAAAUCCGAGCAGGAAGAACGCCGCCGGCGUAUGGCUGCCGCGCGGCGCAGCGCGUUAGCCGCUGGUCUCCAGGGGCUCUACGUGCGCAAGGUCGCCCGGGAGCGACGCCUCGCGCGGCGCGCGGCAGCCCAUCGUGAAGCCAACCUAGCCGCCGCGACCGCGCCGGAGCGAAUCGACGAUGUUCUCACCCGGCCCAGUGUCCGGCUGGCGACCGCUGAGCAAGUCGCUGUCCAAUUGGAUCCGGACCGAUUCAUCAAAGCCGACCAGGCGCGCAAAAAGCACGCGGCCAAGCUCGCAAGGGAAGCUGAGGCGCGGGGCGACGCGCUCGCGCAGCUGUACGUCGCGGCCAAGGACUUCAUUGUCGACGAGGCUGAGCUGGAGCAGCGCAUCGAGACGCUGUUCACGGCCGAUUACCACCGCCACGGCGGGCUGAACAAGGGCAUCAGCAUCUGGGACGUUCACCAUGCCCCCAUCAGCGUCAACGAGCUGCGGGCUGAGCUGAUGGGCCAGUCGUCGGAGAAGAUACUUGAUCGUCACAAGGCGCCGUCGACGAGGACGGCUGAGCGGCAAAAGACGGUGGCCGAGGAACUCACUGGUGGAAAGCUGGUAUGAGCCGAAACUGCCAUUGGGUAGUUGGGUUUUGCUUCCAUUGGGGGGAUAGGAGGUUGCGAAAAGAUGUUGGCUUCUUUGCCUAACAAGUCGACGCGUGUCACAGCAUGUACAAAUAGAAUUAUCGCCGGCGAGGCUUUUCCGCAUAUUUACAUGAGAACUUGCAUGUGUGACUGAUUGCACAUGGAAUUUGUAUAACUAGCAUAUAUAUGUUUGUUAUAUGAAAGGAGUACAAUUGAAAAUGCGUGCGCCGACAACGCCGAAAUCCAUCACGUCACCCUCGCUGUCCUCUCUGAAACCCAUGUUGCUUGCUACCCAGAGCCAACGAAACACGGUCUACCUCCCGUAAAACGAGACUCAACGCUUGAAUACUGUCCGAACUCUAUCCGACUAAAUCAGGG
This is a messenger RNA of Canariomyces notabilis, 1530 nucleotides long. RefSeq lists its product as uncharacterized. NCBI's taxonomy places the organism in Eukaryota, Fungi, Ascomycota, Sordariomycetes, Sordariales, Chaetomiaceae. The record is from RefSeq and is a predicted model, not a curated record. The transcript has a single exon. Bases 128 to 1132 code for a protein of 334 amino acids.